AGACAGAAAACUUUCCCUUUCGCUGCCAAAUAAACUGCAAUUUCGUCUCAAAAUUAAAAAAUUUUCCUCUUUCGAUCCAAUCAUGAGCAACGAAUACGAUUAUCUGUUCAAGCUUCUUCUCAUCGGCGACUCCUCCGUCGGGAAAUCCUGUUUGCUUCUCAGAUUCGCUGAUGAUUCUUACGUGGAUAGCUACAUCAGUACCAUAGGUGUUGAUUUCAAAAUCAGAACUGUGGAGCUGGAUGGCAAGACAAUCAAGCUACAAAUUUGGGAUACUGCUGGACAGGAGCGCUUUCGGACUAUUACAAGCAGUUAUUACCGAGGAGCUCAUGGGAUUAUAAUUGUCUAUGAUGUUACUGAGAUGGAGAGCUUUAACAAUGUCAAGCAGUGGUUGAAUGAGAUUGACAGAUAUGCUAAUGACAGUGUAUGCAAGCUUCUGGUUGGGAAUAAAUGUGAUUUAGUUGAGAACAAGGUUGUUGACACACAAACAGCGAAGGCAUUUGCUGAUGAACUUGGGAUUCCUUUUCUGGAGACAAGUGCUAAAGAUUCAAUCAAUGUGGAGCAGGCCUUCUUAACCAUGGCUGGCGAGAUCAAGAAAAAAAUGGGUAACCAGCCAGCUGCUAACAAGUCAAGUGGAACUGUUCAAAUGAAGGGACAGCCAAUUGAACAGAAGAACAACUGCUGUGGCUAGUCAACCAUGUUAUAAUCUAACUCUGUUUUAGACCGUAAACAUGUUGCAUAUCAUAUGAAUCUUUCAGAAACUAAAAUGUUGUCUGCUUGAACCCUGUCUCUGUGUCUGUGGAAGUUCUGAUGCUUUUUCAAGUGUAUCUUAUAUUUUCCUAAUAGAUUAGAUUACUUACCACUGGCAUAUCUUUGCUAAAUACCCCAAAUUGAAAAGAAAGGGCCUCGACGGUACUGAACGAGACUGCAAUGCCUCCCAGCUAAUACUAAUGAGUAGACCAAGUCAUGCCCAAACAAUUCUUCAGCGAGAAUCAGUUACAAACAAUAGUUCCUUAUUUUCCAUAAUAUUCUGGUGUCACCCGCUGCUUCACUCGUUCACUCGUUCUUCUGGAGUUUAUAAUGUCCUAUACCCUCUGAAUGAAAUUAUCAAUUCAACUAACAAGUAACAACUACAAAUAAAAGAUAGUAAGAGUGGCAGUAGCUUCAAUGAUUGGGAGGGCAAGGAGGGUAUUGCCACCUUAAAAUCAUUAUUAAAAGAUAAAUACCCAGUG
Messenger RNA from Durio zibethinus, 1229 nucleotides. Its product is annotated as ras-related protein RABD1. The record is from RefSeq and is a predicted model, not a curated record. NCBI's taxonomy places the organism in Eukaryota, Viridiplantae, Streptophyta, Magnoliopsida, Malvales, Malvaceae. Gene Ontology annotation, molecular function: GTP binding; GTPase activity.